ACAAACAAACAAACAAAAAACCCGACAUCAUCAUGAAGUACAACCCCUGGCUGUACACAGCAUCACCCAAAAUUCAAGAACUAUGUCUGGGAGUGUUGUCCAAACAGCCCCUGAACUCCGGCAGCUCAGGGCUGUGCGCACUGCCCUGGGCAGUCUGUUCUGUGCCCACCGCCCUCUCGUUCACAAUGCGUUCCUGAUGUCACGCCUGACCCCCCAGCACCCCUCCUUGCUGCUCCCUCGUUUCCUGACAAUACUGUACUCAAUAUCCAAGGUGCUUCUGCUAUCAAGGAACAGAACACUUAUUGUAACACUGUUCUCCAUAUGCUUAGGCACAGCAGAAAAGAACGGAUGUGGCAGCAGCGCUUUUCUUCUUACAUGCACUACCACCCCUCGAUGUUGAGCAGCUGCGAUUACAACAGUGAGAGUCUGUAAGCCACCCAGAGCUCCUGACACCGAACUAACGAACGUCGCAGACGACAGCAGACAGCCAUCGGCACUGACGGGAGAGUCAGCGCCCGGCUAUGGGCGAGCCCAUCCGUGGGGGAGGUCGGCGCCUGGCAGAGCAUCUUUCGGCUCGAAAAAUGGGGCACUCCUGCUGCGCUCCCCUCCGCGUGGUAGUGCCCAGGACGAGGAGGAGACAAGAGCCUGGGGCCGCCGCGGCGUCGAGCGGUUGGACGGUGGACGCAGGUGGCGAUGCGGGGCCGGUGUGCGGCCGCCAUGAGGCACCUGCCGUACUUUUGCCGUGGGGAGGUGGUGAAGGGCUUCGGCAGGGGCUCCAAAGAGCUGGGCGUGCCCACCGCUAACUUUUCUGAGCAAGUAGUCGAAAGCUUUCCAUCCGAUAUCCCUACUGGUAUAUACUAUGGAUGGGCCUCUGUUGGAAAUGGAGAUGUUCAUAAAAUGGUUUUGAGCAUAGGAUGGAAUCCUUUCUAUAAGAAUAUUAAGAAAUCAGUGGAAACACACAUUAUCAACACGUUCAAGGAAGACUUCUAUGGAGAAAUUCUUAGUGUAGUCAUUACUGGAUAUAUUCGAUCGGAAAAAAACUUUAAUUCUUUAGAGACGCUCAUUUCAGCAAUCCGGGAAGACAUUGAAGAGGCAAAAAGACAACUAGAUUUACCAGAGCACCUUAAACUCAAAGACAACUUCUUUCAUCUACCAGAAGGAAAAAAACACUGAGCAAAAAACCUUUUUUUUUGCCUUGCUAUGGACUCUUCUUGGCUUAGUUACAUAUUAUAUACCAUUUGAUACAACAUAGACUUGUGUAGUGGAAUCGACUUAAUUCUUUUCACAGCAGCUUGUAUGGUGCUGUGUUUUAGAUUUGUGACCUAACAUCCUAACGCUUUAUCUGUACCCCAACAGUGUUUGCACAGUGUCAAAGCCUUUUCUAUUUCUUACUCUGACUCCAGUGUAUCCACUGGGGCUUUGAAAGAGGUCAGGAGGGGACACAGCCAUGCAGGUGAUAUGACUAACUAAACUAACUAACUAAAGAAAACUAAGUAAAUAUAGUGUCAUGCUCUGCAAUAAAACGGAAGGAGAGUGGUUCAGAUAGGUUAGCCAUCUUCACUUGGGUAACAGCUGAGCUUUGGUCUACCCAUGCAAGAUGGUGAGCAACAACAGACGUUUUUCUUUUUACACUUCUUUGCUUGUUAAAUUAUCUUGACCUGUGAGUUUUCCUGCUUUUCCUUUCCUCUUUCCUUUCCCACUGGGAGUAAGUAGAACUGAGUGAGCAGUGCUUAGCUGCCUACCAGUGUUAACCAUUACUGCCUGUUUGUGUGUCUGUGAUUGGAACUGAAUGCUGAAGCCACACAAUGUGAUUUACGUUUUCUUGUGUUGAUUGGCCAUGAAACAAGUCAAGCAAAAGGAGGAGAAAGCUAUUUUAGGUCCUUAUAGAUAAAUUACAGAUCCGUAUUGUACUAAUUAUUAUAGAGAUUUUAACACAUGUGGAACAUGACCAAAGUUAAUUCUGACCACUGCUUGCCCCGAGGUGUGGACAGUUAAAACAUAAAUGAAGAUUUUCAGUUUUUCACAGACAGAAUUUCAUUCUAAACUGAUUUCCCAGUUUUAUGCCAUCACGUCUGACAUAUCUAGCAGCUUAGAAUGAGUCAAAAGUUGACUUAUGCAUGAAGCCAAAGAUUGGAUAACAGUAUCAAGAAUAAUUCACUGUAGUUCUUAAUUAUGAUUGUGAUUAUUUAUUAGCCUUGAUUGAAAUUAAGGAAGGCUCUGUUACUUACUGAAUUACUGGAAUAGGAAUACUUCUGCCUAGUUGACUGUACAUACAACAAUGUGUAAUGCAAACAGCUUCCUUCUGAUGAAAUGUUUCUCUAAAGUUCAGGAAAUGAAUGAUGUGGAGAAAGCUAAUGUAUGUCAAAGUUUUAGGCUCAAAGAAUAGUGAACAAGUCUUAGCAAUGUUUCUAAGGCAGAGAAGGUAACCAAAACAAAUUUGCAUUUCAGCUGCUUCUGGCAGCUGCCUUAGAUAAGGAGAAAUUUUGGAUUAAUCAUUAUACUGACAGUGAAAUGACUUAUUAAAUGUUGAAUUCAGAAUGUAAAGCACAAAAGUAUCUUCAUCUGCACAAAGUACAAGCAUAAUCCAGACUUUUCACUGUAGAUCAGUGGAAGUCUUCAGAAACUUUUAGAAUAAUGUAUCUUUAGUAAGUACUGAGUUUUUUAUAUAAAAGUUGCCUUUUCUGUGGCCUUCUCUAGUCUGAAAUGUUUACACAGGUAAGUGAAGGAUGUGCUGUCAAUUCAUUAUAUUUUGAGAAAGAUUUGUUAAAGUAUAAAUACAGGUGGUAGUGCACACUGUAAACUUGGAAGCCUGUGCUUAUAAAUCUAUUCCCCCUGCUCUGUGACAAAAUUUUCUGACUUUCCUUCUUCAUUUUUUUUUUUUUUUUUAUUUCACUCUAGCAGUUUAGAGAGCUUGGACAAAAAAACUUCAUGAGAAUUUCUUGCGGCAGGCAAUAUCAGCAUGCCAGGAGUUUAGUUCAACUCCUUCUAUUUUAGCUUCAGGCUGUUACCAUGGCAUACUUUUGGAAAAGACACUGAACAAGUCAAGGAAUCUUUAUUGCUGCUUAGGACUUUAGCAGAACUGAAAGGAAUUGCUCAUCAUUGCUGUUGAUGGCAAGAAAGUGGAGAUACAGUUGUUGAGAGAGGAAAGAGUGAUUUAUAUUUCUAAAUAAGAACUUUCUGCACUAAACUAUGUUUUGGCCUGCAUUGCUAAGGUUGUUUACAGAUUUAACUCUCCAAAGACACUGACAGUUUUUCUUGUCUCUUAUCUGGAUAUUUUCAGCACGCUUUAAUCUUCUUAGUAAGAAAACAUUUUUAAAAAAUUAUUUGCUGUGUGAAGUAAAAAACAAACAAACAAAACAAAACAAGAGUUUAAUAGACUUUACUGGAUUGCAUAUUGGAAAUGCAUGAGAACUAUCUUGAAAGUAGUAGCUCUUUUUUUUUCCUCUCUAAAAUAGAGAGGUGAUGAGGGGAUAUUUUCACUUUUUUUUUUUUUUUUUUUUUUUUUUUUUUUUUUUCCCAGUGGGAUGCAUUCUUGAGUUUGUAACAAUGCCAAGUUCUUAUUUCAUAUUUUAUUCUUCUGGAGGAACUAUAAAAGCCAUUCUUGUCAGUGAAGUAUGUUUUAAAGAAAGUGUAUGAAGAACAAAUCUUUAUUCAUUGUAGCAUUAUGC
Messenger RNA from Phasianus colchicus (ring-necked pheasant), 3668 nucleotides. It is a transcript of the gene RFK, whose product is annotated as riboflavin kinase. Gene Ontology annotation, biological process: FMN biosynthetic process; riboflavin biosynthetic process. Gene Ontology annotation, molecular function: riboflavin kinase activity. The record is from RefSeq and is a predicted model, not a curated record. Gene Ontology annotation, cellular component: mitochondrion. Lineage: Eukaryota; Metazoa; Chordata; Aves; Galliformes; Phasianidae.